This is a messenger RNA of Microsporum canis CBS 113480, 531 nucleotides long. RefSeq lists its product as uncharacterized. NCBI's taxonomy places the organism in Eukaryota, Fungi, Ascomycota, Eurotiomycetes, Onygenales, Arthrodermataceae. The transcript has 3 exons. The record is from RefSeq and is a predicted model, not a curated record. Bases 1 to 531 code for a protein of 176 amino acids.
AUGGUCGAGCUAGAUGAAUCAGAGACAAGGAAGGUCUCGGUCGGUGGUGAGGAGUGGUCUCUGCCGAGAAAUACCCGAACAAACGACCAAUCUUGCCUUGGUGGAAAUGCCGCUAGAGAGUAUCUAAACUCCAACGAUAAGGUCAGACAUCUUUAUCUUCCCAACAAGUCGAUGGCCGAAACGCAAUUCAAAGAAGGAUUCAGCUAUGGCCUGUUCAGCAUUACUGAACCAUAUGUGGAACUGAAUAUGUCGAAUUACAUUGACUUUGCCAAUGAGCGGAAGAUAAAGAGAACGAUUGAAAUAAUAUGUGCCGGCGGGGCUCCAGAGCUGUGUGCUGCGCUAUCAGAAAACCUCAAGGAUUUUGACCGACCGAAGACAUGGCACCAGUCAGGCUCCGGUCAAGUUGGCCCCUUUGCUCUCGUUGCGAUGGAAAUCUCACUGUGGAUGCGUGAUACUGCUGACAGAGAGCUUCGUGAUCGUGCCGAUACGGUCGCAGACGCAUAUAAAUAUUUCAUUCUGCGGAAAUCGUAG